This is a messenger RNA of Solea solea (common sole), 3510 nucleotides long. RefSeq names its product OTU deubiquitinase 5a (gene otud5a). Bases 357 to 2078 code for a protein of 573 amino acids. The transcript is spliced from 8 exons. NCBI's taxonomy places the organism in Eukaryota, Metazoa, Chordata, Actinopteri, Pleuronectiformes, Soleidae. Gene Ontology annotation, biological process: protein deubiquitination. The record is from RefSeq and is a predicted model, not a curated record. Gene Ontology annotation, molecular function: cysteine-type deubiquitinase activity; K63-linked deubiquitinase activity.
CACAGUUAUGAUAAAUAAAGUGAGAGAACAUGGACGUGAUGACGUAGACGCUGGUAGCAGGAAGUGACGUCAAGGCCCGUCAGUCUGUUGAUGUUGUUGAUGUCGGCAGGAAGAAGAAGAAGAAGAAAAAGAAGAAACGGACGGAGUCUCGUUUUGUUUUUGUUUUUCUAAACGGAGGGAAAGUUCCCGCUCCGCCGCCGCCGCUUCUUCACCUCCCGCGUCGUUAACGGUGAGCUCUCGGUGUGUGGAGGCGGAGCUCCGGACCGGAGCCGAAUACAGCAACACUUUAGAUCUAGAAAGGGAGGACUCGUCACCCGCUGACCCCCUCCUCCUCCCUCCGUCUCUCCUUCUCCAACAUGACGAUCCUCCCGAAGAAGAAGCCCAGCUCUGGGGUUGGAGUGUCGGACCACGCCGAUGACAGCGACCGUCGCAGCGGCUCCGACCCGCACCAGCACCCGCACGCGGGGCGGACCGGAGCGCGGCCGAGGGCUUCGCCUCCGCCGUGGUCGUACCAGCCCGCUCCGCCCUCCGCCAGAGACGACAGGCGGAGCAUCGAGGCCAGCUCCCGGCCGCAGCAGGCCUCUCCGCCGCCGGUUGGCUCCGUGUCCCCGGUGGGCCCCGGGGACGGUCGGGACGGCAGCGGGGGGAUGGUGGCCGUGCCCCGCGGGGAGCUGGUGGUGUCGGCCGGCGUAGUCGGAUGCGGCGGCGGCCUCGGCAGCUGCUGCUCCGGGCCUGGACUGAGUAAGAGACGGCGGCAGGCAGGCACCUGCUCCGGCGGAGUGGUGGCGACUCUGGCCGGCGGAGGCCAGCCCGGUGUGACCGGGAACGGAGGAGUGGGCUCCAGCCAGGACACGGAGGAGGGAGCCGGAAAUAACAGCGAGGACGAGUACGAGAACGCGGCCCGGCUGCAGUCCGUGGACCCGGCCACCGUGGAGCAGCAGGAGCACUGGUUUGAAAAAGCUUUGGGGGAGAAAAAAGGCUUUGUCAUCAAGAAGAUGAAGGAGGACGGAGCAUGUCUGUUUAGAGCUGUGGCUGACCAGGUGUAUGGAGAUCAGGACAUGCAUGAAGUGGUCAGGAAACACUGUAUGGAUUACUUGAUGAAGAACGCGGACUAUUUCUCCAACUAUGUGACGGAAGACUUCACCACGUACAUCAACAGGAAGAGGAAAAACAAUUGCCAUGGCAACCACAUCGAGAUGCAGGCCAUGGCAGAGAUGUACAACCGACCAGUAGAGGUGUAUCAGUACAGCACAGGUGAGUUGUCACAUGACGGCCCGCCCAUCCGUCACUGUCAGCCAAGCACACCUGACCCCGCCUGCUUUUCUGCCGCAGAGCCAAUCAACACGUUCCACGGCAUCCACCAGAACAACGACGAGCCAAUCAGAGUGAGCUACCAUCGUAACAUCCACUACAACUCUGUGGUGAAUCCUAACAAGGCCACCAUCGGGGUGGGGCUGGGUCUGCCUGCCUUCAAGCCCGGGUAUGCAGAACAGUCUCUGAUGAAGUCGGCCAUAAAGACGUCAGAAGAGUCGUGGAUUGAGCAGCAGAUGUUGGAAGACAAAAAGCGAGCAACAGACUGGGAGGCGACGAACGAGGCCAUCGAGGAGCAGGUGGCACGAGAGUCGUACCUGCAGUGGUUACAGGACCAGGAGAAGCAGGCCAGACAGCCUCGUAAGGCUAGCGCCACCUGCAGCUCAGCGACGGCAGCAGCCUCCAGCGGGCUGGAUGACUGGAGUGCCCGGUCGCCGCGGCAACGAGACUCUGACCCCUCCCACUCUGACCUCACAACCACUUCGUCGACCAACAACAAGCCCCCCUCCCCUGCCGGAGCCGCUCUCAUUCUGAGCAAACCCCCCUCCCCCUGCGCACCAGGUCCCAGUAAUCAGAGUCGUCAUCAUUUGGAGUACAGAGCCAUCAUGCAGGAGAUGUCACCAACAGCAUUUGGUCUCACAGACUGGGAGGACGAUGAGAUCCUGGCGUCCGUCCUCGCCGUCUCACAGCAGGAAUAUCUGGACAACAUCAAACACCAGAGCACCACCAUGCACCGAGAGAGAGAACCGUCACCUGACAGCAGCUGAUACACACACACACACACACACACACACACACACACACACACACAAACAACCAUGACUUUUGAUCCCUCCCUCCCUCUGCCCACUCGCCCGCCUCUGACCCACUGAAGGAGAUCGACCAGGGACAAAAUAAAACAUCAAACCAACUCACACUCUCUUUCUUUCUUUCUUUCUUUCUUUCUUUCUUUCUUGUGUUCAUCACUCCGUUCUGUCAUCUCCUUUCUUCUUCCCUCUUUCCUUCCCUUCCUGCCAUGACAUCCUGCUGCUUCCAGUCAAUCAUGAUGCAGCACAUCACCACAGUCUCCGCCUCCUCUUCCUCCUCCUGUCCUCCAGGGAGCGCUCGCUCGCUCUCUCACUCCACCGGCUGAUUUGGGAUCAUUUUUACACGUAGUUGACUUUUCAGAAUUGUACUGAUGAUUGUGUGUGUAACGGUAUGUUAGCGAUGGGCUAACAGAACAGGUGUAGCUGUAUGCUAAGCUAGCAUGUAGUGUACGUUGUCAUCCAUGUGUGGCAGCAGCAUCGCCCUCUAGUGGCCACUCUUGUCAAGACUCUAAUGCUAACUCUCAUUCUGAUGCCGGCAGCCAUUUUAAGUUGCUAAUGAUGUCAUUUGUGUUGUAAAGCUACUUCCCGCUAUCACUGCUAAGAAGUAGCAUUACAGUUAGCUUCACUGCACUCCCACUGACAGCCUGUUUGUGAGGAACGCUAACAUUGCUAAGUGUAACAGUACAAGCUCCUGUAGGCUAUGUUAGCGUGCUUUUUUUUUUUAGCAAGCUAGCUAUCACCUGAAGUCUUAAUGCACUUAGCUCCUGGUCUUCCUGGUAACGGUUAGCUGCUGACAAUGGAAGCUACAUGAGGGACAUUGUCCUGGUAACGGAUAGCAGCUAACAGUAGAAGCUAACUGUUAGCAGGCAACAGUGGAAACUACAUGAGAAACAUUGAUGAUGUUGAUGCUAAGCUAACAGCAGCACACACAUGGUGCUAGCACAGACGUGUAGCUCCCCCUGGUGGUCAUGUAAGGAGUGAGGAAUGCUAAUAAGCGCGCAAGCUAACACCUCAUGUCUUAUGUUUUAAAGUUAGCUUAGCCACUGUUAGCUCACUUUCACAGCAGCAAAUCAUGUGACCAACACACACUCACACUCUGUAACUCCUCCCUCUCUCUCUCUCUCUCUCCAUGUCGUCUUCCUCUCUUCUUCAUCAUCUUCAUCAUCAUGGACUUAUUUAGCUGCAUGUUUAAUUGACCACAACCAAAUAUCAUCAUAGAGAAAAGGUGAAAAUAAAGGAGAGAAAAGAUAGAAAACUGUCAAACUUACCCUUAAAUGAUUAUUAUUGUUGUUAUUAUUAAUAAUAAUAUAAGUUUGUUUUAUUUUAUUUUCUCAUUUGGGAUGAAAAUACCUUUUUUUUCUUGGAAUAAAAAGGAAAAUGUUUCUGAAACAAA